Messenger RNA from Heterocephalus glaber (naked mole-rat), 2787 nucleotides. NCBI's taxonomy places the organism in Eukaryota, Metazoa, Chordata, Mammalia, Rodentia, Bathyergidae. The record is from RefSeq and is a predicted model, not a curated record.
CCCGCACGCCCGGCGCCGCCUUCUGCCCCGUCCCCGGCCCCGGCCUCGGCGAGGUCCGUUCGCGGCUCGGCCGGCCCCUGGCUCUCGGCGAGCGCGGCGCGGUAGCAAGUGGGCGACGAUGCCGUACGAGAUCAAGAAGGUGUUCGCCAGCCUACCCCAGGUGGAGAGGGGCGUCUCCAAAGUCAUCGGCGGUGACCCCAAGGGCAACAGUUUCCUGUACACCAAUGGCAAGUGCGUUAUCCUGAGGAACAUCGACGACCCUGCGGUCGCCGACAUCUACACGGAGCACGCGCACCAGGUGGUGGUGGCCAAGUAUGCGCCCAGCGGCUUCUACGUCGCCUCUGGAGACGUCUCCGGGAAGCUGAGGAUCUGGGAUACCACGCAGAAGGAGCACCUCCUCAAGUACGAGUAUCAGCCCUUUGCCGGGAAGAUCAAGGACAUUGCCUGGACAGAAGACAGUAAGAGGAUCGCCGUGGUCGGGGAAGGCAGGGAGAAGUUUGGAGCCGUCUUCCUGUGGGACAGUGGCUCUUCCGUUGGUGAGAUCACAGGACACAACAAAGUUAUCAACAGCGUGGACAUCAAGCAGACCAGGCCAUACCGGCUGGUGACAGGAAGCGAUGAUAACUGCGCUGCCUUCUUCGAGGGGCCUCCGUUCAAGUUCAAGUUUACCAUUGGUGACCACAGCCGCUUUGUCAACUGCGUGCGGUUCUCCCCCGAUGGGAACAGAUUUGCCACAGCCAGUGCUGACGGCCAGAUAUUCAUCUACGACGGGAAGACGGGAGAGAAAGUAUGUGCGCUGGGAGGAAGCAAGGCCCAUGAUGGAGGGAUUUAUGCUAUUAGUUGGAGUCCUGAUAGCACCCAUUUGCUUUCUGCUUCUGGAGACAAAUCCUCGAAGAUUUGGGACGUCAGUGCGAACUCGGUCGUCAGCACGUUUCCCAUGGGCUCCACUGUUCUGGACCAGCAGCUGGGCUGCCUGUGGCAGAAGGACCACCUCCUGAGCAUCUCCCUGUCGGGCUACAUCAACUACCUGGACAAGAACAACCCCAGCAAGCCCCUGCGGGUCAUCAAGGGUCACAGUAAAUCGAUCCAGUGCCUGACGGUGCACAGAAACGGCAGCAAGUCCUACAUCUACUCCGGGAGCCACGACGGCCAUGUUAAUUACUGGGAUUCGGAGACAGGCGAGAAUGACUCGUUCUCUGGGAAAGGCCACACGAAUCAGGUGUGCAGGAUGACGGUGGACGAGUCGGGGCGGCUGGUCAGCUGCAGCAUGGACGACACCGUGCGGUACACCAGCCUCACGCUGCGGGACUACAGUGGACAAGGAGUCGUGAAGCUGGACGUUCAACCAAAGUGCGUAGCUGUCGGCCCCGGGGGAUAUGCUGUGGUCGUGUGCAUCGGCCAGGUCGUCCUGCUGAAGGACCAGAAGAAGUGCUUCAGCCUCGACAACCCCAGCUACGAGCCUGAAGUGGUGGCGUUGCACCCCGGCGGGGACACGGUGGCUGUUGGGGGCACGGAUGGCAAUGUCCAUAUCUACUCCAUCCUGGGCACCACACUCAGGGACGAGGGCAAGCUUCUGGAGGCCAAGGGCCCCGUGACAGACGUGGCCUACUCCCACGACGGCGCCUUCCUUGCUGUGUCCGACGCCAGCAAGGUGGUCACAGUGUUCAGUGUCACCGAUGACUACGCAGAGAGCAAUGUCUUUUACGGGCACCACGCCAAGGUCAUGUGCCUGGCCUGGUCCCCCGACAAUGAGCACUUCGCCUCGGGUGGCAUGGACAUGAUGGUGUACGUCUGGACCCUGAGCGACCCGGAAACCCGAGUCAAGAUCCAAGACGCACACCGGCUGCACCACGUCAGCAGCCUGGCCUGGCUGGACGAGCACACGCUGGUUACAACCUCCCACGAUGCCUCUGUCAAGGAGUGGACAAUCACCUACUGAGGAUGCCCCGCCCGCCCCAGGGACCGGACCUAUUCAGGGACUAGACGGAACUGCCGCGGAACAUAAAUCUCUAACCGUUUCUGUAACGCGCCCCUCCCCGCCCCAGGAGGGAGGAGGGCCCGGGGUACCCUCGUCUCUCUGCAGGGUGCUCAUGUCUGUACACGUCCUUCUGAAAGCUUUAGACAGUAACAAUUUGCACAUGAAAAAUAAAGCGAGCACUUAAACAACGUGUGGAGCAUAACUAAAACCUACAGCCCAGCCAGACCUUGAGAAUGGGGAACAUUCCAGAGGCCUCAGCCUCCAAAGCACAGAGCCCCGGCCCCUCACCCCCCACCCCGAGGCAGCUGCUCUCCGGAGGCUGGGAAGGCAGGGAGCCACAGGUACCCUUUUGCGGGACAGCAAGUCCUUGCUCCAGAAGGCGAUGUGGCAGCUGGGCCCAAGUUGUGUGCAGAGCAGGUGUUGGUGAGCCCUGCCCAGGUGCUGCUCCGGGAACCGCCCCAGCUCUGGCAGGGACACGGUCAGCCCUGGAUGUUUCAUUGUCAGACUUUGUGCUUGGUUUUAAGAAUGGAGUCGUGGGAUUUUUUUCUUUCUUUUUGAUGUACCUUUAACUGUUGCCUGUUCAUGUUCCCGAGCUGGCCACUAGCAGCACCGUGUCCAGGUGUCCAGAUUCCUGACACCGGAUCGAGGUGUCCUGGUCCCCAUCAUUGUGCUUGGUGUUUUCCUGUCUCUGCCCCCAAAAGCAAAGAUUAAUUUAAGGGCAAAGAUGCAGUCACUGUAAUCUAAUCUGUCGUUGUUUUUACCUGCGUUUUCUUUUUCAGUGCAGAAAUUAAAAGUAUAAAGCACCGUGA